Lepisosteus oculatus (spotted gar) is the source of this 2869-nucleotide messenger RNA. RefSeq names its product DEAD (Asp-Glu-Ala-Asp) box helicase 56 (gene ddx56). The record is from RefSeq and is a predicted model, not a curated record. Gene Ontology annotation, molecular function: RNA helicase activity; ATP binding; nucleic acid binding. NCBI's taxonomy places the organism in Eukaryota, Metazoa, Chordata, Actinopteri, Semionotiformes, Lepisosteidae.
CGGAGAUAGCAGACACACGUGGGAGCAAUGGCUGCUGACAGACUGCAGUUCCAUGAAAUGGGGCUAGAUGAUCGCCUUUUAAAGGCGCUGGCAGACCUGGGCUGGGCCCAGCCCACCCUGAUCCAGGAGAAGGCCAUCCCCCUGGCUCUGGAAGGGAAAGACCUCCUGGCACGAGCCCGAACUGGCUCCGGCAAGACCGCCGCCUACGCCGUGCCCAUCAUUCAGCACAUUCUCUCCGCAAAACAGACGGUGCAGGAGCAGGCGGUGAGGGCUCUGGUCCUCGUCCCCACCAAGGAGCUGGGCCAGCAGGCACAGACCAUGAUCCGCCAGCUCACCUCCUACUGCGCCCGGGACGUCAGGGUGGCAGAUAUCUCGGGCAAGGCCGACGUCUCUGCGCAGAAGCCCAUCCUGAUGGAGAAGCCGGACAUCGUGGUGGGCACUCCGUCACGGGUGCUGGCCCACCUACUGGCCCAGAACCUGACCCUGCGCAGCUCCCUGGAGAUGCUGGUGAUCGAUGAGGCUGACCUGGUCUUUUCCUUUGGCUUUGAGAGUGACUUGAAAAGCCUGUUGUGCCAUUUGCCCAAAAUCUACCAGGCCUUCCUGAUGUCUGCCACCUUCAAUGAAGAUGUCCAGGCGUUGAAAGAGCUGGUCCUACACAACCCUGUGACUCUGAAGCUGCAGGGCUCCCAGCUGCCGGACAGCUCCCAGCUGACACAGUACAGCGUGCUCUGCGAGGAAGAAGACAAGUUCCUGCUCAUCUACACCCUGCUGAAGCUGGGCCUGGUCCGGGGCAAGACCAUCAUCUUCGUCAGCGCCAUCGACCGCUGCUACCGCCUCAAGCUCUUCCUGGAGCAGUUCAGCAUCCCUGCGUGCGUGCUCAACUCCGAGCUGCCCAUCCUGUCCAGGUGCCACAUCAUUGGCCAGUUUAACCAGGGCUUCUAUGAUUACGUCAUCGCCACAGACGAACAGAACCUGGCGCAGCCCAGCAGCGCCCAGGAAGCAGAGGGCAGUAAGGGAAAGAAGAAAAAAAAGAGCUUUUGGAAAGAAGGGAGGGGAAAAGACAAGGAGUAUGGUGUAUCCAGGGGGGUCGACUUCCAGGAUGUGGCCAAUGUCAUUAACUUUGACCUGCCCUCCUCCAUCGAUUCUUAUAUCCACCGUGUUGGCAGGACAGCCAGAGCUGACAACCCUGGGACAGCCCUGAGCUUCGUCUCGCACGCGGAGCUGGGCCUGCUGGAGGAAUUCCGGGACGGGCUCAUGGGAGACAAUGCAGAAUGUGCCCUAAAACCAUAUGGAUUUAAGAUGGAGGAGAUUGAGGGCUUCAGGUACAGGUGUCGGGACGCCAUGAGGUCUGUCACCAAGCAGGCAGUGAAGGAGGCCCGUCUCAAGGAAAUCAAACAGGAGCUGCUCAACUCUGAGAAACUCAAGACGUAUUUUGAAGACAACCCCCGGGACCUGCAGAUUCUCCGCCACGACCGGGAUCUCCACCCAGCCCUCGUCAAGCCCCACCUGAAGAACGUGCCAGACUACCUGAUCCCUCCAACUCUGAAAAAUGUGGCCAGCCCCCAGGUCAAGAGAAAGAGGAAGCGUGUGCGAGGAGCCAAAGCAGAGGGCGCCGUUUUGAAAAGCAAGUUCAAGCCGCACAGAGGCCGGAACCCACUGAAGAACUUCCGCUACACCGCGAAAGGGGGAAAAACAAAGAACAGCCAGGGGCCGCAGUCAUAAAAACCCACGAGACGACGGGGCCGUUGGGAGAGCUCGCCUUCCUGGGAGAGAUCGGAAAGUGGAAUUUGCGUAUCUCCAGCAGUGCAGUGGGGAUCAGACUGAACACACCAUCUGACUGAAGAACUAACGCGAGACUCAUGCCCCCAGAUUUCUUGUCUCCCUGACAUAAUGCAGUCCUUCCUGCUCUACUAGCGGGCUUCCAGGAAGUUCUGAACUCAUCCUGGGAAAGAGAAUGUAUUUGUGUGAGUCGGACUCAUGUCUUCAGGCUUUGAGGAUGCUUCAGCAGCCUGUGAUAAAGGCAGUUCUGACAUGGGCUGGUCACCUCCCUUCACUUGAACCUGUCCCCGCUGUUUAAUAUAGUUUGGGUCUGUGCCUGUUGUUGUAGGGCACAUUUGGCCCAACAGACAGCCACCUUCAGAGUCUGUGUGCCGUGUACAGCAGUGUCUCCUGGUCCUGGAGUAUUGUCCUCCAACUGAGCUCUUGAUUAAUUAAGCUUACUGAUUUCUUAAUUGUACAAGCUGAUUGCAUUUAUAACUCUUUUCUACACUCGGGUCUGAGUUUCAGAAAUAUUCUUAAUAUAUUAUUUUCAAGAAAACCUAGCAUGCAGAUCUCUAUUUUAACUUUUAAGUUCAAUCUUUCAAGGUUUAAGAUAUCUGCUCUUCAGUAGCUGUCUAAACAUUUACUAUAAUUGAUUAUUAAUUAAUGACGUACUUACACGGUUGAGACUGACACUGUGUCACAUGCAUUGAAGUGUUCUUUGUGAUGUACAGAACAAUUACUUUCCACCUUGAAAGGGUAAACUAAAUGAAAUGAUUUGUAAAGCUCGGCUCCUCUUAGAGGAUUAAUACUUAUUUCUAACCUUUCUUUCCUAUUCAACGGCUGAAACUGAUAAAAAGCAGGUUGAUUAAAAAAUAACUGGGCUUAAUUAAUCAAUGACUCCAAUAGAACAGAAUGCAGGCUGUGGUGUCCUUCAUGGCCAUGAUGGGGAAGUGCUGAUUUACAGCAAGUUUACUUGCAGAGGGUGACAGGUGACACAGUUCUAUUGUGUCCACAACCCUUCCAGGACUCUUGUAUUUCAUUUAUCCUUUGUGAACUAUAUGACUGUAUGAAGAAAUAAAGUACAUUUAGUCUUUAGCAGUCAAAAUUA